Messenger RNA from Juglans microcarpa x Juglans regia, 1237 nucleotides. RefSeq lists its product as uncharacterized. Lineage: Eukaryota; Viridiplantae; Streptophyta; Magnoliopsida; Fagales; Juglandaceae. The coding region runs from base 231 to 1043 and encodes 270 amino acids. The record is from RefSeq and is a predicted model, not a curated record. The transcript has 7 exons.
CAUUCAAAAAAUUGGUGGCUUUGCUUCAGCAACUUCCACAACCUUACAACUGAUUCUUUUUCAAUCCCUUACUGCUGUUUAUUCUCUCUCUCUCUCUCUCUGUGAACCUUUCUCUUUGGUACUUGCUGGUUCUUGACUGCUUCUUUUUUCAGUUAUUUUCUUUCCAAACGAGGUCAUUUGGACCCUAAAAGGCUUUGCUUAUCGAAGGUGUUAAUUAUCAUGGUCCAAUCAUGGUGAUGCUGUACGCUUCGGGAGCCAUAACAUCGCAUGAAGCAUCUCCGUGCAAGAUUAGCCAUGUGAAUCCCUUGGUUAAUAUCACUUCAGUCUGUCCCAGCGUAUUAAGAAACCCAUGUAAUAAUGUCAUUCAUAAUUCCUCAUUUUCCUGGAAACACCGUGAUCAACUUAAGACCCAUCAUUUAUUACACCAUGUAGCUCCAAAGAGAUGGCUGUGCCGGUUGCACGAAUCAAUUUCAGCCGAUGAUGAUGAAUACCGAUCAUCACGCAACAUAGCAAUCAGUCUGUUUAAGCGAUACAAGAAUGCUGUUGACCGGGGAGGCGGUGACAACCUAAAACAGGAGUUCAUCAGUGCUGGAGUGAAUGCGUAUGCACUGGGCUGUACUGAUGAAGGAUUAAGGAAGGAACUUAAUGAUAUGAAGGAAUCUGGUGUCGAAAUUGAAUCGAUGCAAAGUUAUGGUGGAAUCACUAGUUUGAAAUCCAAGAUUAUCUCGGAAGAGGUUGAUGAGUGCAUUCUGUGGCUAAGUAUCAUAUUCAUCACCAUCUUGUGUACACCACAACCAACUAUUGUUAGAUGGUCAUCUACGCCUCCAGUGUCAGAUGAAGUGAGGCUUCAGUGGAAAGGCUUUUGUGCUGUUAUAGCAAAUGCAUACUUUAUGAGAGGAAUGGCAUGGCUUCCGGUAAAGACUCUUCAACUAGAACAAAUGGCAGUAGUUGGGCGAGCUGAGGAGCCAUCGGUCGUUGCUAGCCGAAUGCGAUUAGUGUUUAGCACACUUGAGGUGGUGAGUCCACAGUGGCCUAGAGUAUAGUUCAACAUAAUUUGCGAAAUUUCCCAUUUUCCUUGGAGCCGAAGUCAUGCUUCUAAUUCGAUUUGAAAUUAUAAGUUAGCGAAUCGUAAUGGUCUGUCCAAAAAGAAAAGUGCAGCAUUGCUUUCACAAGUUGAAAUAAAUUCUCCAUGUAUACUUUUUCCCUGAAAAUAUUGCAUGUACUGCUGAUUUUCUUA